Molecule: messenger RNA, 2570 nt
Organism: Astrephomene gubernaculifera
Lineage: Eukaryota; Viridiplantae; Chlorophyta; Chlorophyceae; Chlamydomonadales; Astrephomenaceae
Source: the annotation of a GenBank genome assembly
CCACAGCAGCGCAUGCAGGCCCUCGACUGCCCAUCUUUGUAUAAGCGUUUGCAAAAAUAUAGGUACAUCAGGAUUCUCGCACUGGACCUUCGCACUCGACAUUCUACCUGUACACUCCAGCCUUUCCGUGAUUGACAGCGCUCGCGAACCAAUUGCUGCUGUUCUAUAAGAGCGGAUAAGUAAGGUGCUGUGACCUGUCCUGCGAAGGCGACACGGAGGAUGUUGAACAAGGCGUUAAGCCGCACUUGCCCGGCUUCUCGGAACUCAUUUCCGCCCUGCUAUCAUGGGAUUCUACGAAGACGUGUAUGUUUGGCUUCUGCGCAACAAUUAACGACAGCUCAGGCAGCUGCUGCUGUCUCUCGACAAGACGGAGACAACACCAGCGGGAAACCAGUGAUUCCUGUCCAAGUAACCCGGCCAAAUCUUCCAUGUGACAAACCACUGCCCCUGGCAAGCGUGUUGGAAGUUCAACGCCUGCUAUUCCUGCUGGAGGCUCCAGAGUACUGCAUGCGAGCUUUCCGGGAGCACGGAGUAAACGGCCAGGACCUCCUUCACAUGCAAGAGGAGGACCUGGAUGACAGCCGCUUCAAGUUCCCCCGCCACGUGCAGCGCAAGGUGAUGCGUAUCCCCCUCGCCUGGCGCGCCUUCCUGGCCAUCAGUGGCAGCUCCACGCAGGGCUCCAUCAGCCGCGAGCAGUACGUGGCAUUCUACGGCAGCGAGGAGCUGGCUGGCAGCUCCCCCGCGGUGCUGGCGGAGCUGCACUCAUGCUUCGGAGCAGUGGACCUGAACAGCAACGGCUGCCUCUCCUUCGAGGAGUUCCUGGUGGGCUUUUCCCUGCUGCACGAACCCGUCGCUACCAAGCCUCGGCAACAAGCGCUGGCCGCAUGAGCGUCUAAAAGCGCCGCCGGUUGCUGUGGUGGCAGCAGCAGCAGGAACGGCAGCAGUGGGAACGUCUGCUGACCUGGUAAUAGCAGCUACAGCCAAUAACUUAAACCAGCAUUAUAACGAGUUCGGAACGUUACGCGGGCGUUAUGGAGCUGGUACGGCUCCAUGGCUUGUGUUGGGCUGCCUGUGGAACAUGCAAGCGGGCCUGCUGCGGGCAGAUGGGUGCGGGCGGUUGCACGGUGCGUACCCGGACCUGCAGGCAGGAGCCGUGCGUUGAGGUUGUGUGUUGCAUGGGUUUCUCACACGCACUAGCUUCCCAUCACGACAUGGUUUGUCGCGGCUUGUAGCAGCACGUUGGCUGUGGGGCCCUUGGGAGCCUCACCGUUAGGGGCAUGCUGUGAUACUAACGCUACGAAAGAUUUGUUUUGGCGGCUUCUUGCCCAAUUAUAACCACAGGUCAGCUGGGUUGUGGUUUUGUUGUCAUCGGGGGCGGUAUGAACGUGGUUCUCCUUUCUUCUCUUUUCGCAGUUGCUGCUACUAUUGACUUACCCAACGGCUUUACUAUACUCCUUGCUGGCGAUCUAUGUGGGUGUCCGGUACUUCGGAUGACCCGGUUAAUGUGUUUUGGCGCACACGCGUGUUUGGGCAAGAUGAUGCAAGAUACCGGUUCUGCUGUGCAUGGCGUUUCAUACAAGUAUGACUGUGUUACAUGAUUAGAGGUGAACAUCGAGGUGACGUUGGGUUUUGGUGCGGCGUGUGGUGAUGCUUGCGCGCGUUUUUGCGAUCAUGGUGUGCAUUGCAAAGCAACAUAUCUCGGGCGGUGCGGGCAAAGGCAUGAUGCUCAGCGGGUGUUCGUAGCAUGCGCCGAAAUAGAGCGCCUUGGGAGACGGCGCGUGCACUGUUAAUGUUCCGGUCCAAAGAUCCAGCAAGGACCAGGAAUAAACGCGCGGAUACUUUUGACGCGGGUGUUGCGGGCGCGCUUCUGGUCCUAUAAGACCUAAUAACACAUAUAGUAUCGAAGGGUCUGCCGUGGGCUGGGUGCAUGUGUGUCGCAUCACCGCCUGGGGCAGCGGUCAAACUUGAAAUAUUAGGGCCCUUCGGAUGAUUAGCUUAAGCAUGGUACAGCUGUUAAGUUCAACAGCAGGAUGAGGUGAAGCGCUUGCAUGGGCAAGUCGUGUUGGCUGCCCGGGAUGUCUGCUUAGGCCUGCCCGUGUUGUUGAAUCUAGGGAACCUUCGCAGGACAUGCGAAUUGAUGGGCGUGUGUCGGAAUUCGCAACCUAAUGCUGUGUGGCUGGUUUACGCGCUAUGUAGGUGAAGGAUUUGCGCAACUCCACAUGUGUUGGGUGCAUGCAGGGUGAACGCAGGUUGGCGUUGCAGCAAGAUUGCAGGUGUACUAUGCUUUGGAGUGCGAGUCGCAAUUGCUGUGCCCUGAAGCGAACGCUUGGUUAAUGCUUGCAGUAAGUUGAUGAGCCUAUGCAAGGGUGGGAAUGGCAGAGAUGGAAAGUCGGUCAAAUGGCCCCCGUUCUUGCUGCCUAGGAGCCCGGGAGCUGAGUGCAAACAAAUACAGAGAGGAUUUUCGGGCACGCUCCCUGCAGUUCCUGGUUCGUCAUCUACUACCGUACUGCCUGAAGUGCGCACGCACAGCUUGUAAAUGAUGGGACCGAUGCUGCACAGCAUUGGUUGCG